Drosophila novamexicana is the source of this 577-nucleotide messenger RNA. Its product is annotated as dynein light chain 1, cytoplasmic-like. Bases 163 to 432 code for a protein of 89 amino acids. Gene Ontology annotation, biological process: microtubule-based process. Gene Ontology annotation, cellular component: dynein complex. The record is from RefSeq and is a predicted model, not a curated record. Gene Ontology annotation, molecular function: dynein intermediate chain binding; dynein light intermediate chain binding. Lineage: Eukaryota; Metazoa; Arthropoda; Insecta; Diptera; Drosophilidae. The transcript has 3 exons.
CGCCGAACAAACAAAAAUUCCUGACAAAUUGAAACGAAAACUCGUAGCAAAUUUAAAUUCCAAUUGAGAAUUGUUUGCCUACAUUGGUGUUUCUGUGACUUCCACUGCACUUUUUUGAGAGUAAAAACAGCCACAAGAUAACCGAAAAGAAAUAGCUUCAAAAUGUCAGAUCGUAAGGCAGUCAUCAAAAAUGCGGAUAUGAGCGAGGAGAUGCAGCAGGAUUCGGUGGACUGUGCCACACAGGCACUCGAGAAGUACAACAUUGAGAAGGACAUUGCCGCCUACAUCAAGAAGGAGUUCGACAAAAAGUACAAUCCCACCUGGCAUUGCAUUGUCGGACGCAACUUUGGAUCGUAUGUGACACAUGAGACGCGCCACUUCAUCUACUUCUACCUGGGCCAGGUGGCCGUAUUGCUGUUCAAGAGCGGUUAAUCGGACAAAUGUAGGCUACCAUAAUAGAUGUUCAUAUUGUAGAAGAAAUCAUAAUCAUAGACUCAAUUACCUGAAAUAAAACACGUUCUGGAUGAAGCAUACAUAUGUAUAUUUGUUGCAUUUACAUUUUCUUUUUCACACAAAU